AUGAAGUUCACAAUCCCCAUCCUCGCCUCCCUCGUGGCAACCAGCACCGCCCUCUUUGAUAAGAACCAGCCAUGGGGCAAACGCGACUACUCCUGCAUCAAUGUCUACCAAGGAAUCCCAGAUAACUCAACCGUCUCGCCAGGCCAAACCGUGCACGUCCGCUUCAACCGCAAGCCCACAGGACGCUGUCCGGAUCCAUUGAACCAGUACCCCGGCGAUGACUACAGUGUCUGGCUAUAUAACAACCCGGUCCGCGUGCCAAACUCUAUCAACUUUGAUCAGUCGAUUAAGAUCGCUACUGGUAUUAAAGAGAAGGCGGGUGUUGUUGAUGUUACUAUUCCAAAGGAUUUGCCGCAUGUUAAAGAUGGCUCGCUUUGGUAUUUGAGGGUUCAGACGGGGUUGUCUACUGCUCCUCAGAUGCCUACUUUGUUCAAUGCUGCUGGACCGUUUACUAUUACCAAAGCUUAG
Molecule: messenger RNA, 468 nt
Organism: Penicillium antarcticum
Lineage: Eukaryota; Fungi; Ascomycota; Eurotiomycetes; Eurotiales; Aspergillaceae
Exons: 3
Coding region: 1-468 (155 amino acids)
Source: RefSeq, a predicted model, not a curated record